This is a messenger RNA of Polypterus senegalus (gray bichir), 8879 nucleotides long. Its product is annotated as spectrin beta chain, non-erythrocytic 4-like. The coding region runs from base 419 to 8149 and encodes 2576 amino acids. Gene Ontology annotation, molecular function: actin filament binding; phospholipid binding; structural constituent of cytoskeleton. Gene Ontology annotation, cellular component: cell junction; cortical actin cytoskeleton; spectrin. Gene Ontology annotation, biological process: actin cytoskeleton organization. The record is from RefSeq and is a predicted model, not a curated record. Lineage: Eukaryota; Metazoa; Chordata; Cladistia; Polypteriformes; Polypteridae. The transcript has 38 exons.
GGAUGCUCCGACUGCUGCGCGUUGUGGUGAAAUCAGCAAACCGUACGGAAUUACUGUUCUUACGCACUGAAAACGCAUGAAGUGCUCCGGCUGAAAGGAGUCGUUUUCAGGAUGCUGUCUCCAGGUUCUUACAGCGUGGAGCUCAUCAGUGGAUUUUUUCCACUUAAAUUUAUUAUCUAGCCUCCUACGGGAAUAAUAAAUUAUUUGAUUCUCACAAUAAGAGCACCAGCACGAGGACGUGGAUAAAAAGGACUACAUAGUGACACUUUCUGAGUUUAAGUGCUACAGGCAGAGAUGUCUGUAAACUAAAGAGGCAAAUGAAGACGUUUACACUUCAACGCAGUCUGCUCACCAAGUCAAUUGGAUUUGCUGUAAACAGUUCUACAAGAUACAGACAGGGUGGAAACGAAGACGUGGCAUGGCCAGCACAACUACUGACCUUGACAAUGCUGAUGUCCAGAGGCAGUUCAACAACAACAAUCGACCAGCCAACACAACGGAGCAGGCCUGGGACAGUGAAAGCACUACCGCCAAACUUUUUGAGUGUUCCAGGAUCAAAGCACUGGCAGAUGAACGUGACGCAGUACAGAAGAAGACAUUUACAAAAUGGGUGAAUUCUCACUUGGCACGGGUUUCUUGUCGAAUAGCAGACCUGUACAAUGAUCUACGCGAUGGAUAUAUGCUGACCAGACUGCUAGAAGUAUUGUCUGGGGAACAACUGCCAAAACCAACACGAGGCCGCAUGAGGAUCCACUGCUUAGAGAAUGUGGACAAAGCCUUGCAGUUCCUUAAAGAACAACGUGUACAUCUGGAGAAUGUGGGAUCACAUGACAUUGUAGAUGGUAAUCACAGACUCACCCUUGGCCUCAUCUGGACCAUUAUUCUACGUUUCCAGAUUCAGGUCAUAAAAAUUGCAACUGAAGACAAUCGUGAGACUCGUUCUGCAAAGGACGCUCUCCUCUUAUGGUGUCAGAUGAAAACUGCAGGGUAUUCAGAAGUAAAUAUCCAAAAUUUUACUACUAGCUGGAGAGAUGGCCUGGCCUUUAAUGCUCUUAUCCAUAGACACAGGCCAGAUCUGAUUGAAUUCAGCAAACUGGCUAAAUCAAAUACAAUGCACAAUUUACAACAGGCUUUUAACAUAGCAGAGCAACAUUUGGGGUUGACCAAGCUCCUUGAUCCUGAAGAUGUAAAUACAGAAAAUCCUGAUGAGAAGUCAAUCAUCACAUACGUGGUUUCUUUCUAUCAUUACUUCUCCAAAAUGAAAGCACUGGCAGUUGAAGGGAAGAGGAUUGGAAAGGUCUUGGAUAAUGCCCUAGAAACAGAAAAGAUUAUUGAACGGUAUGAUGCUUUGGCAUCUGACCUGCUCGAGUGGAUUGAGAAGACAAUUAGUAUCAUAAGUAACCAGAAAUUUGCCAAUUCUCUACUUGGAGUUCAGCAACAAUUACAGGCAUUUACCACCUACUGCACCAUUGAGAAACCUAUCAAAUUUCAAGAGAAAGGAAAUUUAGAGGUCCUCCUUUUUACAAUUCAGAGCAAGCUGAGAGCCAACAACCAGAAACCCUAUGUACCCAGUGAUGGAAAACUCAUCUCAGAUAUCAACAAGGCGUGGGAGAGGCUGGAUAAGGCCGAGCAUGAACGUGGGGUGGCUCUUCGGACUGAGCUGAUACGGCAAGAAAAGCUGGAGCUUCUGGCUCAACGUUUUGAUCACAAGGCUACUAUGAGGGAGGCCUGGCUUUCAGAGAAUCAAAGACUUGUAUCUCAGGACAAUUUUGGCUAUGAUCUAUCAGCGGUGGAGGCAGCAAUGAAGAAACAUGAGGCGAUUGAGGCUGAUAUUUCCUCCUAUGAAGAAAGGAUCAGUGUCAUUGUUGAACUUGCUUCUGAAAUGGAGACAGAGAACUAUUAUGAUAUAUGUCGCAUCACUGCUCAGAAGGACAAUAUACUACGACAAUGGGCUCUUCUGAAGGAAUUAGUGAGUGGUCGAAGAGGGCGACUUGAGAAGAACCUUAGUCUGCAGAAAACCUUUCAGGAGAUGGUCUAUAUGAUUGAUUGGAUGGAAGAAAUGCAGGUGAAGUUGCUAUCAAAGGACUAUGGGAAACACUUGUUGGAAGUUGAAGAUUUGCUUCAGAAACAUGGCCUGCUAGAAGCUGAUAUAUCAGUACAGGCUGAACGUGUGCAGACAUUUAAUGUGGCAGCUCUCAAAUUCACAAAUAUGGAAGGUUAUCAGCCGUGUGACCCCCAAGUCAUCUGUAACAGGGUCAAUCACGUCAACACUUGCCUAGAGGAACUGAAACAAUUGGGAACAAAGCGGCGCACAGAGCUUGAGGAGUCUCGUCAGCUCUGGACUUUUUUUCAGCAGAUGGAAGAGUCCGAAGCCUGGAUCAGGGAAAAGAAUGCUAUUUUGGCAACACAGACAUUUGGAAAGGAUCUGACCAGCAUCCUAGAGCUACUCAAUAAGCAUAAAAUUAUGGCGGGAGAACUUCUGGGACGGCGAUCCCUCCUGCAACACACCAUGAAAAAAGGCAAGCAAAUUUUAAAUAAGAAAUGUUUUGGGACAGGAAAGAUCCAGGAGAAGAUCAUGGAUGUGAAGGCACAAUGGAAGAAAUUGGAAGACCAUGCAAGCUUGAGGUUGCACAGGCUUCAGGAGGCCCUUAAUUUCUUUCAAUUCAAUGCUGAAACUGAUGACCUCCUGGCCUGGUUGCAAGACACCUACCGAUUAGUCUCCAGUGAGGAUUUUGGCCAUGAUGAGUACUCAACCAAAUCUCUGAUGAAGAAGCACAAGAGUGUAGUGGGGGAGAUUGAGAAACAUCGUCUCAAUGUUGUUGCACUUAGGAAACACAUGGUUAGCCUGUCAGUGCAGUAUCGGGAACUGGAUGAAGUCCAGAACAGACUGGGAGAAGUCGAGCAGUUGUACACUGAGGUGGUGGAUGUGGCAGUACUCAGACAGCAGUGGCUACAUGAUGCCCUAGCUGUAUAUCGGAUGUUCAGCGAGGUCCAUGCAUGUGAAGUUUGGAUUGACGAGAAAGAGCAAUGGCUGAACAAGAUGGCCAUCCCAGAGAGACUAGAAGAUGUGGAGGUGGUGGCACACAGGUUUGAAAGUCUGGACCAGGAAAUGAACAGCCUAAUGGGCAGAAUCUUGGAUGUUAAUCAGAUUGUCCAGCAGUUGCUAGACAGUGGACACCCCAGUUCUUCGGAGGUCCGUGGCUGCCAGGAUCAUCUUAAUGGAAGGUGGAAUCGUAUUGUGGAACUGGUAGAACAAAAGAAAGAUCAUCUUAACUCUGUCUUGCGUAUCCAAAAUUACUUGCUGGAGUGUACUGAGAUUAAGUCUCAGAUCCAAGAGAAACGUAAAGCUAUUGAAACCAUACAGUACACUGGCAGUGACCUGGGAGGUGUUCUAGCACUUCAGCGAAAGCUGUCUACGAUGGAAGGUGCUUUGACUGUUUUAGAACCCAAGCUGAUCUUGCUCCAGCAGGAGGCAGAAGAACUGGUUACUGCACAUCCAAAUCAAGCUCUUGAAAUCCUGGUGCAGUUUGAGGACAUUGGAGUUGAAUGGGAAGAGCUUAAGAGGAUGUUGCAAGGCUGCGAGGAUUCACUUACAGUGGCUCGAAGGCUUCAACAAUUCAUUCAAGACCUGGACAACUUCUUGACCUGGCUGGUCCAAACCCAGACUGCUGUGGCUUCAGAAGUCCUACCAAGUAACCUGGAGGAAGCUGAAUUGCUUAUCAAUCAACAUGCCACUCUGAAGGAAGAAAUUGGUCGGUAUGAGGAGGACUAUAAUCGCAUCCAGGAUGUCAAUAAGCUGUUGACAUUGGAGGAAACAGAAUUACCGUACAUCUCCCUUCAGCAAUGGCUACAAAAGUUAGAUGUUGGCUGGAACAAACUUUUGGAUGCUUGGGAAAGUCGUCGAGAGGUUCUUGUGCAGUCACACAUCUUUCAUCUUUUCCUUCGCGAUGUGAAACAAGCAGAAUCUUUUCUUAAUAACCAGGAGUCGGUGCUGGCCCAUGUGAAGCAUCCAACUACAGUGGAGUCUGUAGAAGCAGCAAUCAAGAAACACAAGGACUUCACCACCACCAUGGAAUUAAAUCUGCAGAAGAUUAAGACUGUUGUUGAGGCAGGGGAAAGCCUCAUCAUUCAGGGUAAUAUCUACUCUGAGAGAAUUAGAGAAAGGAUUGAUACCAUCUCCAACAGGAGUAAGCAGAAUGCAGCCAUGGCCGAAACUUGGCUUCAAAAGCUGAACGUUCACUUAGAGUUACAGAAGUUUCUGCAGAGUUGUCAAGAGCUGGAUGACUGGGUCACGGAGAAGAUGCUAAUGGCACGAGAUACCUCUCGAGACGAGGCACAAAAACUGCACAAGAAAUGGCUCAAGCAUCAGACUUUCAUGGCCGAACUGGCCCAAAACAAGGAGUGGCUGGAAAAAAUCGAAAAGGAAGGUCAACAGCUGAUCCAGGAGAAGCCAGAACUGUCCUCUGUUGUGCAGAGAAAGCUAAAAGAGAUUCGAGAAUGCUGGCAGGAGUUGGAGUCCACCACACAAGCCAAGGCACGGGAACUUUUUGAGGCUAAUAAAGCAGAUUUGUUAGUGAAAAGCUACUCAGAUUUAGACCACCGCCUCACCCAUCUGGAAGGCCAGCUGAACCAAGUGGACCAGGGGCAGGAUCUCAUCAGUGUUAAUAAACAGCUGAAGAAACUACAGAGUAUGGAGUCCCAGAUGGAAGACUGGUAUAAGGAGGUGGGAGAGCUUCAGGUACAAGCAUCCUCCAUCCCUCAGCAAGGACUUAUUAAGGACAAUGUUAAUGAUAAGCAGAAUAUGGUGGAGACAAGAAUUGUAAGGCUCAUCGAGCCCCUUAAAGAAAGACGACGUAUUCUUUUAGCGUCUAAGGAGGUCCACCAGGUGACCCGUGACCUUGAGGAUGAAAUUAUCUGGAUUGAGGAGCGGCUGCCAUUGGCAACAUCUAAGGAGCAUGGGAGCAGUUUGCAAGCUGUCCAGCAGCUGAUGAAGAAAAACCAGUCUCUGCAGCGUGAGAUCAUAGGACAUCAGUCGAGGAUGGAAGACGUGCUGGACAGAGCAGGCCUCAUUGCCUCAAUCCGCAGUCCAGAGGCAGACUGUGUGCGAGCUAGCUUGGACUGUCUACGUCAGUUGUGGGAUAUGCUGCGCUCAGAAACUGAGUGCAGGCAGAGAAUGCUGGAUGGAAUGUACCAAGCACAGCAAUACUACUUUGACGUGACAGAAGUGGAGGCUUGGCUCAGUGAACAAGAACUGCACAUGAUGAAUGAAGAGAUGGGAAAGGAUGAGGCCAGCACCCUUCAGUUCUUGAAGAAGCAUCUUGUUAUUGAACAAACAAUUGAGGACUACGCUGAAACUAUUGGCCUGCUGUCCCAACAGUGCCGCUCCCUGCUUGAGAUGGGGCACCCUGAAAGUGAGCAGGUCAGCAAGCGUCAGUCCCAGAUUGAUCGACUCUAUGUCUCCCUCAAAGACCUGGUAGAAGAGCGCAAAGGAAAGUUGGAACAACAGUAUUGGCUCUACCAGUUGAACCGUGAGGUAGAUGAACUAGAGCAUUGGAUUGCGGAGCGUGAAGUGGUGGCUGGAUCGCCGGAGCUUGGCCAGGACUGUGAACACGUCUUAAUGCUCCAAGAAAAGUUUACAAAGUUUGCCACAGAAACGGGAACCCUGGGGCAGGAGCGGGUAUCAGCUGUGAAUCAGAUGGUGGAUGAGCUGAUCGACUAUGGACAUUCGGAUGCAGCAACAAUUGCGGAGUGGAAGGAUGGUGUUAAUGAGGCCUGGGCAGACUUGUUGGAAUUAAUGGAGACGCGUGCCCAAAUGCUGGCUGCAUCCCACCAACUACACAAGUAUUUUGCUGAUUGCCGAGAGGUGCUGGUUCAAAUUGAAGACAAACAGAAGCGCCUGCCAGAGGUGCGCGCUCGCCAAGGAGGGACUGCAAAUACCAGCACUCUGCAGAGGCUCAUGCACAGCUUUGAACAUGAACUCCAGUUGCUUGUCACCCAGGUGCGCCAACUCCAGGAGAGUGCAGCCCAGUUGCGUACUGUCUAUGCUGGUGAAAAAGCAGACGCCAUUGUAGCGAAAGAGCAAGAAGUAAUGCAGGCCUGGAAAGAGCUGCUGACAUCCUGUGAAGAAUGCAGACUUCAAAUCACCACAUCAACUGACAAACUGCGAUUCUUUGGGGUAGUACGGGACCUGGUUUCUUGGAUGGAUGGUAUCAUCUGUCAGAUUGGCACCGGUGAAAAGCCAAGAGAUGUGUCGUCAGUGGAGGUGCUGAUGAAUUACCACCAGGGCUUAAAGAAUGAGAUUGAGGCCCGCAAUAAGAGCGUAAUGCAGUGUGUGGAGAUGGGGAAGACGCUCUUGGCAGCCAGGAACCCAGCAGCAGAGGAGAUUAAAGAUAAACUGGAGAAGCUUCUGGCAAAACAGAAGGAGCUACUGGAGAAGUGGGACAAGCACUGGGAAUGGCUGAAGCACAUGCUAGAGGUCAAUCAGUUUGCCCAGGAGGCAGUUGUGGCAGAAGCCUGGCUUACUGCUCAAGAACCUUUUAUCCGUAGCCAAGAGUUGGGCAACAGUGUGGAUGAAGUGGAACAGCUGAUUCGGCGACAUGAGGCCUUUCGGAAAGCUGCUGCCACCUGGGAGGAGCGUUUCAGUUCUUUACGACGCCUCACCACGCUAGAGAAAUUAAAAGCAGAGCAAGGCAAGCAACCCCCAACUCCAUUACUGGGGCGCAAAGUAUUUAUGGAUCCCCAAGAGCCUACAUCAGCAAGGGCAUCUUCUUCUCUUCUACGGCAGACAAUCUAUGAACAAACUGAACCUAAGGAUGACAGAUUAGUAGAACCUGUUUUGUCUGCCCACAAGCUGGGAAGUACUGCUUCAUCUUAUACUCCAGUGAUGAAUGGGACAAAAUAUGGAGGUCUGGAACUCCGAAAUGAACCAAAGAUUGCCUAUGUUCGGCAAGAAUUAAAGCCAGAGCGCCUACAGCCUAAGAUUGACAUUCUUCAAGAUGGUGUGCAAUCAGCCUUGACAGCAAGGCAAGUGGGGCAAGAAGCCCCUCGGAAAGAUGACACCAAAGGUCCAACUGCUGCUGAGCUCCAAGUCCAGCAGGUUAGUAGACAUCAGGAUCUCACUGAUGGAAAAGUCAGUCAGUCAGAGCCUCACAGUGAACAGAAGAAAAGAGAACGAGAAAGGAGGCUGGAAAGGCAGACAUCCAGUGAACAAGAAGUUCAAGCUAGGCUUGAUGAGCUUCCUCAGGAAAGACGGCGGGAAAGGUAUGAGCGAAGGUUAGAAAGACAGACAUCAAGUGAACAAGAAGUUCAAAAGAAGACUGAAGAACACCCUCAGGAAAGGAGAAGAGACCGACACGAGCGCCGACUGGAAAGGCAGGAAUCAAGUGAACAGGAGACAGCCAGAGACCAGUCUGAGAAGAAAGCUGCAGGGGAGAAGAGGUCGACAUUGGCAGAUAUUGUGGAACAGCUACAGGAGAGAGAAGCUGCCCAAUUACAGUCUCAGAGUAGAGAGAGAGAAGGACCUCCACGUCUCCCGAAUGGGCUACCUGAGCGAACACCUCGCCCCGACCGGCCUCGAGCCCGGGACCGACCUAAACCUCGUAGGCGGCCAAGGCCGAAGGACCCAAACGCACCACCAGGAGAGGCCAGACGAUCUCGUUCAGCACCAGCCCAGAGCAGCUCGGCUCUGCCUCCCCUCCCUCCCACCCAUACAGCCCAGCAUGAGGGGACUCUGUUCCGAAAGCAUGAAGUCGAGAGCCAGAAGAAGGCUUCAAACAGGUCCUGGGUGAGCCUCUACUGCACAAUUUCUAAUGGUGAAAUGGGAUUUUACAAGGACGCCAAAAACACAGCUUCCACUUAUAAUGGAGAGCCACUUCUUAGCCUUCAAAACUGUGCUUGUGAAGUUGCAAAUGCUUACAAAAAGAAGAAGAAUGUCUUCAAAUUAAAAACAAAAGAAGGUAGUGAAUUCCUUUUCCAUGCAAAAGAUGAGGAGGAGCUUAAGAAAUGGAUUGAGGCGAUAUCAAUGGCCAUUUCAGAACAUGAAGAAAUUGCAAAAUGGGCACAGAGCCUGCCUACUACCUCUUCAACAGAUGAAGGCAACACACAGAGAGCGGGAGAACGACGCAUGAGUGUUUCUGCGAAAAAGAAAUGAAAAGGCAGACAUUGAGAGAUAGAGAAUGAUGGGAUACCAGCCCUUCUGUAAUGUCUUCCCCAUCCAGGAACAUGGAUUGUGGGUGCCACGAGCUUCUCGUCUCCAUGCGUGUCUCUCAUUCUCUGUCUCUCUAGAAGCAGAACCUACAUAAGCUUCCAGCAAAACCCUUGGGGGGGUGUGGGGGGGGGGAUUAAAGACACUGUAGUUUUGUAUAACCCUGGCUAAACUAUAAUGAAGGAAAGAGAGUGAAGAAUUGUGGUUAGGCUGGCAGAAAUCCUGGGUACAGAAAAUGCGUAUUUGAGCAAAUAAUGCAAAAAUGAGUUCUUAUGAAGAUGAACCUUGUUUUAAUUUAAGGGGCAUCAGUUCUGAAAAGGUAGGAAGCUGGUUCUUCAGUGGAAAAGCUCCUUGUUUGAGUCAUGUUUGUGAAUGUUGACCCUUGUAAUGGAAUAAUUUUGCUCAUUCUGUUUAUUAUUUGGUUUGUUGUUUAAAUGUGGGUAAAGAAACCUUAAAAGAAUCGAAAGGUUUUGGGAGGUGCACGCGAGUGCAAUGAGAUCACUUCAGCUGUUUACAAGUCAACCAGCACAAGCCUUUGGUCACAUUUUAACAAUAUUAUUUUCUUAUCGUUCAGAUGUCAGAGAGAAUGAAACCACUGUUUUAACUUACACAGUGUUUAUUUAAUGACUUCACGCUGUCUUGAAAGCAGCACAAAAUGUGAAAAAUAUGGGUCAUG